Carya illinoinensis is the source of this 818-nucleotide messenger RNA. Its product is annotated as soluble inorganic pyrophosphatase 1-like. Gene Ontology annotation, molecular function: magnesium ion binding; inorganic diphosphate phosphatase activity. Gene Ontology annotation, biological process: phosphate-containing compound metabolic process. The record is from RefSeq and is a predicted model, not a curated record. Lineage: Eukaryota; Viridiplantae; Streptophyta; Magnoliopsida; Fagales; Juglandaceae. Bases 170 to 808 code for a protein of 212 amino acids. Gene Ontology annotation, cellular component: cytoplasm. The transcript is spliced from 9 exons.
CUUUUUUCUGCCUUAAAUGGCAAAGACUUGAGGGAGCGGGAACACGUAGUGCCGCGCCUUUGCUCCCUCUUUCCAGCGUCUUCAUCUUCUCUUUCGUUCUUCCGUUCCAUCUUGACAUCAUUUAGAAACUAGAGCUGGAUCCGGAGCUUGAACCAGACAGCUUGCAGCUAUGGAAAACACAAACAAAACUUCCGAUGCUCAUCGCGCCCCACAUACACCUCUUAAUGAGAGGAUACUUUCAUCCAUGACCAGGAGAUCUGCGGCUGCACACCCUUGGCAUGAUCUCGAGAUAGGACCUGGAGCUCCAAAUGUGUUCAACUGUGUAAUUGAAAUAGGGAAAGGGAGCAAGGUGAAAUAUGAACUUGACAAGAAAACUGGAUUGAUUAAGGUCGACCGUGUGCUCUACUCAUCAGUUGUGUACCCACACAACUAUGGCUUCAUUCCUCGUACUCUUUGUGAGGACAAUGAUCCCAUGGACGUCUUGGUUAUCAUGCAGGAGCCAGUUCUUCCUGGAUGCUUUCUUCGCGCCAAAGCUAUAGGCCUCAUGCCUAUGAUUGAUCAGGGUGAGAAAGAUGACAAGAUAAUUGCUGUUUGUGCUGAUGAUCCCGAGUACCGACACUACACUGAUAUCAAGGAGCUCCCGCCACAUCGUUUGGCUGAGAUCCGCCGCUUCUUUGAAGAAUACAAGAAAAAUGAGAACAAAGAAGUUGCGGUUAAUGACUUUCUGCCUGCCUCUUCUGCCAAUGAAGCAAUUCAGUACUCCAUGAAUCUCUAUGCGGACUACAUAGUGGAGAGCUUGAGGCGGUAAGUCGUUUGUG